Messenger RNA from Lemur catta (Ring-tailed lemur), 1046 nucleotides. RefSeq names its product CD70 molecule (gene CD70). Gene Ontology annotation, cellular component: plasma membrane; extracellular exosome. Lineage: Eukaryota; Metazoa; Chordata; Mammalia; Primates; Lemuridae. The transcript has 3 exons. Gene Ontology annotation, molecular function: tumor necrosis factor receptor binding. Gene Ontology annotation, biological process: tumor necrosis factor-mediated signaling pathway; immune response. The record is from RefSeq and is a predicted model, not a curated record. The coding region runs from base 143 to 724 and encodes 193 amino acids.
UCCCCAAAGAAGGGCAGGCUGGUGCCCCUCAGGUUUAAGCCAGCAGAUGCUGAAGCGCAUUCUCAGAGGGUGAAGUUUCUUUCCCUCUUCUGGGCAGCCCUUCGCGUCCCGACCCCGCCUGCACCGGCUGGAGCCGCCAGUGAUGCCGGAGGACGGCUCCGGGUGCCCCGUGCGCCGCCUGCCCUGGCCUUGCGGCACGAAGGCUGUUUUUAGCCUGUUUUUUGUUAUGAUGCUCUGCUUGGUCGGCUACCUGGUCCUCCCAGCGCGCCAGCAGCAGCAGCAGCAGCAGCUCGAGCCACCUGGGUGGGACAUAGCUGAGCUCCAGCUGAACCACACAGGACCUCGGCAGGACCCCAGGCUGUACUGGCAGGGGGGCCCAGCCCUGGGCCGCACCUUCUUGCACGGAGCAGAGCUGGACGACGGGCAGCUGCGUGUCCACCGCAAGGGCAUCUACAGGCUGCACAUCCAGGUGACAUUGGCCAACUGUCCCUCCAGGCACACCACCGUGCCCCGCAAUGCCACCCUAACCGUGGGCAUCUGCGCCUCCGCCACCUACAGCCUCAUGCGCCUCCCCUUCAACCAAGAUUGCACCGUUUCCUCCCAGCGCCUGACGCCUCUGGCCCUCGGGGACACCCUCUGCACCAACCUCAGUCUGCCACUGCUGCCCUCACAAAAUGCUGAUGAGACCUUCUUUGGCAUUCAGUGGGUGCACCCCGGAGCAUAGCUCCUGGUUUAGGUUGGUUGUUUUUUUUCUUUUUCCUUCUGUUUUUCUGUAAUUUUUUCCCCUAUUUUAUCCUUGGUUUAUCUGCCUGCCAGGACAGAAAACAGCUUACCUGGGUGGCUGUCUCUCAAAGCAAAAGAUGCAGAUAACCUACCCAGUCUUCCUUAAAGCCAUCCAGAUCAUCAAAAACAAGGCAAGUUUGAGAAACUGUCACCACCCAGAGGCACCUAAGGAGAUGUGAUGGCUAAAUGUCAUGUGGAAUCCUGGGUCAGAAAAAGGACAUUAGGUAAAAGCCAAGGAUAUGCAAAUAAACUGUAUACUCUAA